UCUGGAGCAAUGGAGUCUCCAGAAUUUUCCAUGCUGUCAUCCUUGAGGGGGGAGAUUAAAUCAGAGGAUUAUAUACAGCCCCACUACAAAGAGACAUAUCGCCUGGCAAUUGAUCGCCUGGUGAGUGACGGCAGAGACAGUUACCAGGAGUUUCUCAAGGGAGAGCGGAUCGGGAGCUUCCUGUCGGAGGAUGAGCUUCUUUUUAUCACGUCAAAUGCAGAACAGCUCCCACCUCAAAAAAACACGGAGGAAAAAGAUGAGCCAUCGGACAGCAAAUCAUCAUCUGGGACCUACUGGCCAAUCCACUCCGAUGUGGACACGCCGGAUUUGGAUUUAGGGUGGCCAGACGUCAUUCAUGAAAAACUACAGACAAAUAUUGAUCUGCUCUUUCAUCCACCAAGACAAAACAGCCCCAGUAUCAAAGACAUGAUCCGUAAGCGUAUUCAGGAAGCAAGACAGGUCGUUGCCAUUGUGAUGGACGUGUUCACUGAUGUUGACAUAUUCAAAGAGAUUGUUGAUGCCACUGUGCGAGGAGUUGCAGUUUAUGUGCUUUUGGAUGAAUCACAUUUGAAAUGUUUCCUCACAAUGGCAGAAAAUCACGAUGUUAAAAUCCAACAACUCAGGAACAUGAGGGUGCGCACUGUGAAAGGUCAGGAUUACCGCUGUCGAUCAGGAGCAAAAUUUCAUGGCGCAAUGGAGCAGAAGUUUCUUUUAGUCGACUGCCACACAGCGAUUUAUGGCUCAUACAGCUUCACUUGGUCAUUUGAGAAGAUUAAUCUGAGCAUGGUACAGGUCAUCACAGGCCAUCUGGUGAAGAUGUACGAUGAGGAGUUCCGAACCCUCUAUGCCCGGUCGACUGUGCCAGCUAACCUGGGCCUUCCGGAGUGCUCCAUCCAACACAACGGGCCAAAUGGACAACAGAUUUUACCAGCAUCUCAUUCAGCCCAGAAAAUUGAACGGAGGGACGUGCUAAGGCACACACUGGACACGGUCUAUCGGAAGACCUGUGAGAGGAAACUGGGACUGAGAGACUAUGAGGAGAGGCUCUUAGAAGAGGAACCAAACCACCAUGGGCCAUUGUUUGAGAAUGGGCUCGGUGGUCAGAACCAGAUGUCCCAUUUGCAGCCUGCAGAGGCGAUGAACCAUUUGAAAAGGCACAGCUAUGCAGGGGAGAGACAAGAUGUAUAUACGCCACAGAACAUCCAACCCAGGGGAAGCCACUGGAAUAUCUCCAGGGAAACAGGAAACAGAAUAAACUAUCCCACGGACAAUUAUGUGCCACAGAUAUACCAAGGUCAAAACAUUUAUAAUGACAGUGACAAAAACAUUCUGUCCAUCCAGCAGAAUAUGCCAACACUGGAGAAUACAUCAAAGUCAUUCAUGCGCACAAUGCGGAUCGAGUCUUACCUCAACAACCCUGACGCCCCAUUUGGAGACUCUUUUGACUAUUUAGACCAGUUUGAACCAAUGGACAGAGCUGGUUCUUUCCUGCAGGGACGAACUAGGUCUUCCUUUGCUUUAAGGCCACCUAUACCAGAGCACAUGGACCCAAAUAGAGCAGCACCACACACUCCUCUGCACUACACAUCGAUGCAGUGGAAUCCAACAGCCGCCUGUGAGAAUAGAAUAAAUAAGGACCAAUUCAUAAUGAAGAGUCAAAGUUCACAGAUUUUGGAUGACAAUCGCAAUAUUGCAAGCUAUGGUCCAGGAAGGAACUCUUACCAAUUUCCUUAUACCAGUUUAGGCCGAGCUAAAGGUGGACAUAUGAUGACAAACCCUGACAUCCUGUCAGACAGUUGGCAAAAAAGGCAUAGCCUGGCAGAUCCGAGAUCAGACACAGAGUACGGACAUGAGUCAUCAGGUCACAUGUACGGAGCUUUUGGAAGGAUGCCCAUUAAUAGGAGCACAGCAGGGAUCAAUGCUCAGAAUGGUGCAUAUGUGUCAAAUAUGAAUGAAGAUCAAAGAUCUGUCUCUCAUUAUGAUGUCAAGAGUAUCAAAGGUACAAAGGGCCCCAGUACCCCCAACUGGCAGGAAUCACCAUGUAGGACUGUGUCUGCAGCAGCACUGGAUAUGAAAAGCAGGGAUUUGAUGGCUAAAGCAAACAGCAAGGGCUCUCAACCUUUUCUCCAGAAGGGCUCCAAGAACGUGCAAUCUAUGCUGAACAUACCAGAGAAAAAAGAAGAUUCAGUCAGGAACAUUGAAACGUUGAGUAUCACCUCAGGUGCAAGUACAAACACUUUAACAGCCGAGGAUGAGGUGAAAACAUCCGAUGGAUUUGGGAAACUAUACAGAAACAAAUCGAGCCCAAUCAGGUCUUCCUCAGAGCAGCAAAGGAAGUGGUCAAAGGACGGACAUCCUCACUUUACGAAACCUCAGCUGACGACUGAGGAGCACAAACAUUCCACGCAGGUCUCUCGCCCCGAUACAACCAGAGAGCAGAAAUCCACUGUUCUGGACAAAAGUGUGAAGCCCAGCCUUGACACAGGCAGCUUGACAAAAAACAGAGGAGCAGAAGGUCGCCUGUAUAGCAGGUAUGAGCCGUCCCGCUCAUUAGAAAAGAAACACCCUCUGCACGGCCUUGGAAGCACACGUUCCCAGGAGAAACCCAAAAGCCCUCCUAAAGCUGAGGCAGAUGCCGACCUCAGCCGGGGUACACGAGGACACCAUGAAAAUAAGCUGGGGAAAUUUUUUCAUAGAGUGGGGCAUCUCCUACAAAAGAACAAAUACUGA
Molecule: messenger RNA, 2730 nt
Organism: Limanda limanda (common dab)
Lineage: Eukaryota; Metazoa; Chordata; Actinopteri; Pleuronectiformes; Pleuronectidae
Gene: sack1b
Product: family with sequence similarity 83 member B
Exons: 4
Coding region: 10-2730 (906 amino acids)
Biological process (GO): epidermal growth factor receptor signaling pathway
Cellular component (GO): membrane; cytoplasm
Source: RefSeq, a predicted model, not a curated record